Molecule: messenger RNA, 2181 nt
Organism: Phytophthora nicotianae INRA-310
Lineage: Eukaryota; Oomycota; Peronosporomycetes; Peronosporales; Peronosporaceae
Exons: 9
Coding region: 343-2181 (612 amino acids)
Source: RefSeq, a predicted model, not a curated record
ACGUUCCCAAAAACAUGGCGUUCCUUCGACGCAAGAAGCCUAACGUCCGAGUACCUACCGGUAAAGAUGCCGUCAACUUCCGCAAGCUUUUGUUCCUGCCGAUAAAAGACACGGAAGAUCUCCUCACCAACCAAGCAUGGGAGCGGCUAGACUUACGAUGUCUAACACUAAUGAAGGCCAAAAUGCUGCGAGCGUCCUGUAUUGCUCGAGGGUUACCGAGGAAAGGAGGUAAACGCACUUUGGUGCAACGUCUCACAGCUUCGUUGAGUGAGCAGCGCGCAGCAGGUAAGAAAUGAUACUGUGUCUUAAUGAAGAGAGAUAUCGUGUUGAUACAGUUCUGUAAUGACAGAAAUUCGACGCCGACAAGAGGAGGAAGAUGAAUAUCAACGUCAACUGGAUAUGCUUGGAGGAGUAUGGUCGUUUGGGUCAGGAUUUGCUGGACAACUUGGCCACGGAGACCUCGAAUCGUCCGCAACUCCACGGAUUAUUAAGAAGCUUCGAGGACGCAGCAUAGCACACGUAUACGCGGGCUUUGACUCGGACGUCGCCUUCGCUGUGAGUCGAUCGGGAGACGUUUAUGUUUGGGGUAAGCGUACGGGCCCUACUGGUCUCCCACCAGGAUUAUCCUUAGCUGCACUUACAAGGAAUACGUACGGUCAAGAUAGCGGUUUAGAAUCUGAAGACGAUCAAAAUGGAGAAAAUAUCACGAAACCCGAACUUUCAGAGAGGAUUGAAGAGGAGCGAGAUGAUGCAGAUGAACCGAAUGAGAGCGACGAAGAAGAACAGGAAGAGGGAGGAGAGGAGGAUUUUGUUCACCCUGUUAAACUGCUGGCCCUUUGUGGCGAAGGUAUCAGUCAUAUCGCUGUGGGUCGAGUACAUUGCUGUGCAACAACCAAAGACGGAGAUGUGUAUACGUGGGGGCAGAACGAUCACUGUCAACUUGGCACUGAACCAGUCCAUAAUUUAUCAGAGGCUCUGUCCAAGAAAGCUCGAGUACGCUACGGAGUUGACUGUGCUGAACCACGCCUAUGGGAGAGAACAGUGUCGGAGACUUGUGUGAUUACCGCGGUUGACGUUGGUACGAAUCACACGUUUGCAGUCACAGACAAAGGCGAAAUGGUGGCGUUCGGAGCCACAUACAACACGAACGACCACUCCAGUCUAGCUCGCAAUAUUGCAAAACUUCGCGUCACUCAGAUCACUUGUGGCGCCAUGCACGCUGGAUUGGUAACUUCCGAUGGACAGGCCUAUACAUGGGGAAGCGGUGACGGUGGCCGUCUAGGACACGGAGACAAUACGUCUUACGUGAAUCCGAAGCUCGUCGAAGCGCUCAAGACCGAUAUCAUCGUGGAACUUGCAUGUGCGUGUUGGCACACGGUGGCAGUCGUGUUAAUUCCGCCACUGUUGAAAGGCGGAGUGGUAUACACAUGGGGAAGCGGUCGUCUUGGACAGCUUGCCCAAGGAGGAAAGCAAAUUUCGACGUUACCAGGUCUAGUCACCGAUUUCCUCACUACCCACGCACUCAUCAAGAAAGUGUGUGCAGGCAUGUACCACAACGUCGCAUUAUCCGUCGAUGAUGAGGUCUUCACAUGGGGUAGCAACAUGAAUGGCUGUCUAGGGAGACCAGAAGAAUUGGGCGAUUUAGAGGAGAAUUUUUGUGCCGUUCCUGGUCGCGUAGAAGGCAUGGAAGACUUUGUCGGCCGUCCUUGCUCCAUUGCUGCUGGUCGCGAGUUUACCUUGAUAGCCACGAAGCCAUACAUCGGUCCAAGCCGAGAAGAACUGGAGCGACGGAAACAAGAGCAGAUGCAACAAGCUGAGAGUAUCGACCGCCAAUCAGGUGUGGUUAAAGACGAAAAACGUGACAAACUUCAGAUGAUUCGGAAGCACAAGCACGCGACCAUCAUGGCGCUCUUGAAUGCGAAAUACCCAAAGUGUACAAUCUGCGCUGUGGGGCUUGUUUGCCCUGGAUUCCAGCCAAACAGUGAAAAUCCGACGCUGUGCAAACACUGCAUGCACGACAACCGGAAGCAUCAGGAUCAAUAUAAAAUCCACGACAAGAAGAUCACGCUGACCUACCUCACGCAAGCCGUGGAGAAACUGGGAAUCACAGUCGAUUUCAGCGAUAUCCCAGACAUUGAACUGGAGGAAGAACUCGAAUUUGAGCUGGAAGAGGAUGAAUAA